AAAACACAGCUGACUGAUGUAGUUAGUGUUGCUAUAAAUCAACACACACACACAGGGUUAAGGCAAAGAUCCACAUGGUGUCAUCAGCAUUACUCACCUCCAUCAUCACUCCUACAGGUGACUCCAAGGUUGAGUCAGAUGAAUAAAUCUCCAUCCAAGGAACACACAAGGCUUUAUUAUCUUUCACUGUCAUCAAAUUAACAUUUUUUAAACUCGAUUUUAAGAUUAAUUGCUGUUCCGUUACUUCUUCUGUGUCAAAGAGUUAGAUGUUUUUACUGUUUUUAUUUUUGUGACAGUAGGCACAGUUUUAACUGAAGGGGGAGAACAGGCAAGCACUAAAACAAAGGCCAGAGGGGCAGAUGUAAUGAGUUAAUAUACACAUCUCAGCAACCCAGCAACUAAAAGAAGCGGCAUGCUCUGUGCUGCCCUGCUUGCUGCAGCACAUGGAUGAUAACAUUCACUGAGGCCUGACCUAUAUGGGAGAAAAUUUCUAAACAUGGUUCAGAAUAUGCACAUAACAUGCACACAAACCCAAAAGAGAGCAAUUCUUUUGAACAUCAGUGUUUUGGGAGUGAAUGGAUAUCAAUAUGCAAAUAGCCCACACAUUGUGUGGGACACCAUCUGAUUGUAGUGUCAAACUAUGAGGAAAUUAUUUCAGAUGAGGUGACAAGGGAUCUACAACUGAAUCAUAAACAUCUCCACAAGGCACUGAGGGUCAUGUUACGCAACCACUAGCAUACAGAUUAUCCAGCCAAGUGGCAUGGUUGGCCAGAGGGAGGCGCGGUGCACUCUUCGUCCUUCAUUUGAAUAUUACAAUUAUUGGGCAAGUUUGUCUCACCCCUGGUUAAACACUGGGGAUUGAGCAGGGUUUUUCAGAUAACUAACUGCAUCAUUUAACUGUAUUUCUUUAAGGGAAUUUUGACAGAGUCUCUGUAAGUGCUCAAACUUUAGAGUUGAGGUAAGAAAAACUUCUGAUGAAAUCUCUUGCUGCCUGCGUAGUGUAUUACAGUGUGACAUAAUUUAUACCGCCUGCAAAGGCAUUCUUCAAGUUUUGAUGCAAGACUGACACCCCUUUCAUCAACACUGUGCGUUUCCUUCUUGACGCUCUAAACUAAUCAUCAGAGGAAGUGCACCCAAGCUAAGGCAGCCCAACUGUGACAUCCGUCCACCACACAAAGUGUGCUCAGGCUGGCUGGCUGCUGCACAAGCACCAUGGAGCAAAAAUCACCUAAAGCUGAACGCACCGCUAAAGGACAAGAGUCUCUGUCCUACCAACGGAAGAUGUGGAGGAAUUUUCAGGAGAAAACCAAGCCAUGGCUUAGUCCUAAACUGGGAUCCGAGCGUCGCGGUGCAGGGGGCGCGGAGGGUAGCAAAAAAGAAUCUGGGUUGUGGAUGUUUAAGAGGAAAAAGAAACAGUUAGACCGGGUAUUUUCGUCAUCACAGCCUAACCUAUGCAGCUCCACGCCGGCUCCUUUUGAAGGAGAUAAGACUGUUGGAGGCGACGCAGUCCCAUGUAUGAGCUCGGACGGGCAGCCUCUGCUACAGCCCCUCGGUGCGGCUUCUGGAGCCACGGGGAGCAAACCAGAGCUAACGGCCCAUGGAAGCCCUAAACUCCCCGUAUCCCAGCUGAUGAUGUACCAGCAAAAGAGCUCAUCUCUCGGCUCGGCGUGCUUCGAGACACUGGUGGUGGACCGCACCGCGGUGAUGGAAGAGGAUGAGCAGCUGCGUAAAAACGCAAGCGAUUCUGGCAUCAACAUCGUGGGGCCUAGUAAUGCAGAACUCCUGCCUCAACCUCCGUGUCCAGCCAUGUACCAGCUGGAUAUUGUCCUAAAGAAAGGAAAAAACCUUGCCAUUCGAGAUCGAACAGGGACCAGUGACCCAUAUGUGAAGUUUAAAAUUGCAGGGAAGGAGGUAUUCAGAAGCAAGACCAUCCAUAAAAAUCUCAACCCAGUGUGGGAUGAGAGAGUGAGCCUUCUGGUGGAAACCCUGAGGGAUCCCCUAUAUGUCAAGGUCUUUGACUAUGACUUUGGACUUCAGGAUGAUUUCAUGGGCUCGGCAUAUCUCUAUCUGGAGUCACUGGAACACCAAAGGACGCUGGAUGUGACGCUGGACCUAAAAGACCCACAGUACCCCGAACAUAACCUGGGCAGCCUGGAAUUAGCUGUCACUCUGUCACCCAAGGAAGGAGACAUGAGGGAUACUACCAUGCUUUUGAGAAGGAACUGGAAACGAUCUAGUAAGUAUCAGAGUAUGCGUCUUUCAGAUGUGCACAAAAAAGCCCAGCUGUGGCGAGGUAUAGUCAGCAUCAGUCUGAUAGAAGGUCGCAGCCUGCAGCCAAUGGAUGCCAACGGACUCAGUGAUCCUUAUGUCAAAUUCAGGAUGGGUCACCAAAAGUACAAGAGCAAGACAAUUCCCAAAACGCUGAACCCUCAGUGGAGAGAACAGUUUGAUUUCCACCUGUAUGAUGAGCAGGGGGGCUUUGUGGACAUUACAGUCUGGGACAAAGAUGCUGGGAAGAAGGAUGACUUCAUGGGAAGGUGUACUAUCGACCUGUCGCAUCUCAGUAAAGAACACACACACAAGCUGGACCUGCCGCUGGAAGAAGGUGAAGGUGUUCUGGUACUGCUGGUCACACUCACUGCCUCCGCCGCUGUUUCUAUCUCAGACCUGUCUGUCAACAUGCUGGAUGAUCCUCAUGAGAGGCACCAGAUCAUGCAGAGAUAUAGUCUCUGGAGGUCAUUCAACAACUUGAAAGAUGUCGGCGUGGUGCAGGUUAAGGUCAUUAGGGCUGAGGGACUCAUGGCAGCAGAUGUUACAGGUAAGAGUGACCCAUUUUGUGUGGUAGAACUGAGCAACGAUCGGCUGCAGACACACACUGUCUAUAAAAACCUCAACCCAGAGUGGAACAAGGUCUUCACUUUUAACGUGAAAGACAUCCACUCCGUACUGGAAGUAACUGUUUACGACGAGGACCGAGACAGAAGUGCAGACUUCCUGGGGAAGGUGGCUAUCCCUUUACUAAAUAUCCAAAAUGGAGAACGCAAAGCCUACGCCUUGAAAAGCAAGGAGCUGACAGGGCCAACAAAAGGGGUCAUCUUUCUCGAAAUAGACGUGAUUUUUAAUGCUGUGAAAGCUGGUCUCAGGACGUUGACUCCCAUUGAACAAAAGUAUAUUGAGGAGGAGCCCAAAGUGUCCAAACAGUUGCUUUUGCGCAACUUCAACCGAGUUCGACGCUGCAUCAUGUUCCUGAUCAACACGGGAUUUUACAUCAACAGCUGCUUUGAAUGGGACUCUCCGCAGAGGAGCAUCUGUGCUUUUGUGAUUUUUAUCAUCGUUGUUUGGAAUUUUGAACUUUAUAUGAUUCCUCUGGCUUUGCUGCUGCCGUUGGCGUGGAACUAUAUACGAAUUGCGUCGGGGAAGGAUACGAGACAAGAUGUGCAAGCAGUGGAGGACCUGCUGGAGGAUGAGGAUGAGGAUUUUGACAAAGAUGACAAGGACCCUAAACCAGACCCCUGGGAGGAGAGCCGUGAUAAAAACCAUAUCCUCGAGGAUAUGUUGGCUUCCUGGCACUUUGAGUGGAUACGAGCGAUGGUGGACUCAGAGAGAAAGGGCUUCAUGAACAAGCUUUAUGCCAUUCAGGACGUGUGCAUCAGCGUGCAGAAUGCACUGGAUGAAGUGGCCUCCUAUGGCGAGAGGAUAAAGAACACAUUUAAUUGGACUGUGCCUUUCUUAAGCUGUCUAGCGAUUGUGGCACUUGGAGUAGCCACAAUCAUCAUCUACUUCAUCCCUCUUCGAUUCAUUGUGUUGGCCUGGGGGGUGAAUAAAUUCACCAAGAAGCUGAGAGACCCCUACACCAUUGAUAACAAUGAGCUGCUAGAUUUUCUGUCCAGAGUUCCCUCAGAUGUGCAAGUGGUGCAGUACCGAGAGCUGAAACUGGAUCCCAAUCCCAGUCCAAAUAAAAGGAAGAAAAACAACCCCGGGUAGAUCACUGCGUCCGCCCACCGACUCUCUUCUUCACCUCUCUCCUGUUGGUCUGUUGCUGGACACUGAGGAGCAGAGGAAGACUCCUCUUGAGCAGUUCAACUAAACUAUCCCUGCAUUGUUUUGUUUUGUUUCUUUAGUUUUCCAUUUUAUGCUCUUAAACUUAAUUUCUGUCUUGCACUUCUAAUUGUGUGCAGUACAGAUUCCUGAAGUCAUUUUUUUUGUAUGAGACAAGUACAAGAAACCUUUUCAAUUUGUAUCAUUCUGCAAACAUGCUCAUGAUUUUAAAGGCAAGUGUUGGUGGAAUAAGUUUUAUAUCAGUUAGAUUAGCUGGUCUCUUUAUUUUCUAUCACAAUAACAACUCAUAGGACUCUGUUUGCCACAGGUUUCACACAAUAAGAAAAUUUGAUUAUUCUCACUGUUUAAAGAGGAAUAUUUUGGGGUUCAUCCAAGUUUCUAAAAAUACAGGCCUUAUAUUAACAUUCUGCACCACAGGUUAGAAUUUAUUUAACCUAAACUCUAGUUAUUAAAUGUUUUUUGGUAAAAUGUUUAUAUUUUCUAAUUGUUUUUGUACUGAAGUAUCUUUGGUUUUCGUCCCCUCUUGGAUGUUGUAAUAAUGUUAUUUUCAUUGGAAGUUAUUUGGAUUGUCUCCACCUAACUCAGCCAGCCAAGUUGAUUAGCAAUUAUGGAGGUAGCCUCCAGAUAUGCUCUUCUACACGAAAACAGUUCUGGACCAGUAAUAUCUGUCUGUGCUUUAAAACAUUAGCCAAAGUUUUUUUUUUUUGUUUGUUUGUUUUUCCUUUGAAAAUAUAUUCCUACCUGUUGGAGCACUGUUAAGUAUAAGACAAUUCAUGUUAACCUUGAUCACUACCAUCAUGAUUUAGCCUUGUUUAACCUCUUAAAGGCAAGUGAACAGUCAAAGACACCUCCUCUGCCUGUAAGGAAGCGCAGCAGACUGGGAAGCUGUUGCAGUGUUAAUAUAGAUGUCACCCAGUCUAUGCAGAGUGUCGUCAGGCAGGCAGGCAGGCAGGCCUUUAGGCAGCCACAGCCCUAAUCUUGUUUGAAAGGCUAGUCGCCAUCCCUCUCAUCUCUCCGUGUGUUUGCCUUAGUGGCGACACAAAAAAAAGCAUUUACCCACACACACACACUUCUGUGUGUGCUUGCAUGCAGACACAAACAGCCUCGUCGUCUCAUGAGAGUACACAGCUCCUCUAAGAAAUCUUUCGUACUCUAACUGCUUGCUCACAGAUGAAAACAUAACGUCGUAUUUGAGCAGGAACAUUCUCUCCCUCUCAGGCGCACACACAAGCUGACACACAAACAUGCGCUCUGUGAUGCUGCGCCCCAGGCUGGCCGCCCUCUCCAUCUGCCCCACCUCCUGUGCCCACAGCUCAACUUUGAUCAGCCUUUGCAGAGACAGAGGCUUGUAUGUGUGAGCUGUGUAUGUACAGAGUAAGAGUGUUUGCAUAUACGCAUUUAUGCAAUCAAAGACAUGUUGCUUCUCUCAGCGUUGGUGUGUGUUACUAUUGUAUCUUCCCUCCAGCUGUAGACUGAUGCCUAGAUUUAGUAAUAGAGUCUGUGUGUGCGUGUUGUGUGUGUGGUGCAGCAGAAGCGCCAGCUGUUAUUUGGUGUCGAGUUUGCUGAGAUGCUAGAUGAGCAGCAAGUCAUUGUGUGACAAGAGGAGGCUCCAAGGGGACUUAGGCCUGAGAUGUCAGGGAUAAAGGAAUGUUUGUGUGUGUAUGUGUGUGUUUUAUGCCAUUUCAGAUUCCACUUCCCGUCAUGCUUCCCUCCGUUUGCUCUCUCUGCGGUUCCCUCAUUCGUCAGUGAGCAGGGUUGUGACCCUGUCUGAAGGGACGGUCUCCUGGGCUUCUUGCUGAGCAUCUCUUGAAAGAUCACAGCGCAGGCUACAUUUGAGGAGGUCUCCUCUCAUCCUAUUGAUCCCCCCCCCCUCCUCCCUUGUCUGCCUGUCUUUAACACUCUAAACCCCCUGCUCACUGUAGCAAGAGCUCUUCUGCCAUUUUGUCAUCUUAUUGCCUCAUCCAUCCGUCUCUGUACCAUUGCUUUUACCCUCACUAACUUCUUCCGUCCUCAUCUAUCCGUUCUCAUGCCUAGAUAUCAACAUGCUUGGAUCUAUCAUUCCAGAGUACCACUGAUAUUUGCACCCCCCCUGUCUUUUUUUCUUGAAUUUACUUAAGACAGUAACAGACUGUCCCCUGAGAGCAGUGCCACAAACUGAUUAAAGCCUCCUCAACAAAAAGCUCUAACUCGUGAGGUGUUAUUUUAUCUUUUUUUGUAUGUGUGUUAAUGCCUGAAGGUAGUGCUUGAAUACCUGAAAUGUAUGUCUACUGCUACGUGUAGUCAUUUUACAUAAAAUUGUUGUGACUGUUGUGUGGUACUGCAUCCAAAUAAUGUCUCAUUUUUGGUUAUUUAUUUGGUUUUUGGCUCUGUUUUAAAGCAAACCAAAGUGUUUUCAUUUUGUAUGAUGUAGAGAAAAUAAAUUAUAUAACAAGAAUGUAUCAGACUGAAUGCUGUAAAGGAAAAGAAGCACUUUUAUUUGCACCCAGUUGAAAUGAGACUAUUUAUUUUUUAAAAGGAUACUGUACAUAGCUACUAUUGAUUAAUUUAUGGUUGUAUUUUAUACAGUAUGCCUGUUGAUCGUCUGGUGAUAAUAUUGUAAAGUAGGUGUAUGCCUGCAUUAUUUUUUAAGAUUUGUCUGCAAUGUUGCCUGCCUGUGACUUCAUCAUCUUGUGCCCUGUUCCGACCAAUGACAUUUUCAGAAAGGGGUGCUGUAAAAGCUGAGUCAAGGUUGGGGUCAGGAGGGGG
Molecule: messenger RNA, 6804 nt
Organism: Melanotaenia boesemani (Boeseman's rainbowfish)
Lineage: Eukaryota; Metazoa; Chordata; Actinopteri; Atheriniformes; Melanotaeniidae
Gene: mctp1a
Product: multiple C2 domains, transmembrane 1a
Exons: 22
Coding region: 1213-3984 (923 amino acids)
Biological process (GO): regulation of neurotransmitter secretion
Cellular component (GO): synaptic vesicle membrane
Molecular function (GO): calcium ion binding
Source: RefSeq, a predicted model, not a curated record